Molecule: messenger RNA, 3154 nt
Organism: Tachyglossus aculeatus (Australian echidna)
Lineage: Eukaryota; Metazoa; Chordata; Mammalia; Monotremata; Tachyglossidae
Gene: DRC11
Product: IQ motif containing with AAA domain 1
Exons: 19
Coding region: 193-2727 (844 amino acids)
Molecular function (GO): ATP hydrolysis activity; ATP binding; protein binding
Source: RefSeq, a predicted model, not a curated record
UGCAGAGGCGGCACGAGCCGGUCCCAUCGCCCUUUCCCAAAAGGGAGAGCUGGAAGGGGCCGGGGUCUGCCCCGGCAACCCCUUGCCUCCAGCCCCAUCACAGGGGACUGUCCGGCGCGCAUCCCUCCGACGGUUCUCCCGGCAGGUAACUGCGGCUGCUGUCUCGAAGGAAGACCCCUGGCAGAAGCAGUCAUGUCGCACACAAUGUAUAAUAAGAUGUGGAAAGAAGCCCAAGAAGCCCUCAGUAGCUUGCUGGAGAGAGAGUCUGAGAAGUCUCAACUACAUCAGAAAGAUCAUGGCUUCAUCUUUCAGGUGAUAGCCACGUUCUUCAUCAAAUAUGUGCAAAUCUUCCGUGGUUUGGAAGCUGCAUAUGACCAGAUAGUCCACCCGCAGAAACGACUUGUCAUUCGGCAAGUUCUGGAUGGUGUGAUGGGCCGGAUUCUGGAGUUAAAGAAUGAAAUGGUGGAACUGGAAUAUUCUGAAUUUCAUUAUUUUGAUGACAUCCUGCAGGAUUUGAAGCUGGCUCCUGAACAAUUAGAGAUUCCUAUUCCAAAAUAUUUUUUGAAGGAGAAAUUGCAAGUCCUGAGGGAAAGAGAGGAAAUCCUUGCUCAGAUUCUAACUAAUGCUGGAUUGAAAGGAAUCGAACUGAAGAAACCUAUAAAGAUUUUGCCCCUAGAAGAAGCUGUGAAAAUCAUCCAGAUUGCUGAGCGGGCUCGGCAAGGACGACUAAGGGCUAUUUUCAUGAAACAAAUCUUCCUUGAAGCAAAGAAGGAAAGGCUAUCUAGACUUCACAGUGAUAAAAUUGCUGACCAAAAUGCUGCAGCAAUUCGCAUUCAAAAGGUUUGGCGAGGAUUCCAUGACUGGAAGAAAACAAAAAUAGAGCGAGAAGAAGAAAUGAUAUUUCUGGGAAUGAGCCCACCUCUUCAGCUUGCAGAGUUUAACUCUUCAUUGGUACAUGCCCAACAAGUGAACACCUUACGUUAUGAUGUUCAGGAAAGACAUGAGGAAGAAUUCCAAGAAGCUCUGGUUUCAAUCAAGAAUAAUCUGAGAGAAUUAGAAGGUCCUGACAUCAAAGAAAGCCUCCAAGAACAGAUCCGCCAUUGGUUCAUUGAAUGCCGGAAUAUAACUGGCAAGUUUCCUGAUUACCCUGAUGAGGAAGAAGGUGGUUCCGCUGUUAUUUUUGCUCAAAAGACCCCACAAGAGGUUAUUGCUGAAAUAAUCGCAAAGGAAGAGGAAGCUGAAAAGAAUAAGAAAUCCAAGAAAAAGCAGAAGAAAGAAAAGGGGGAAGAGAAAACCAAGGAAAAGAAAGAUAAAAGGAAAAAAGAAAAGAAGAAAAAGAAAGAAAAAGAAGAGGAAGAGGGCUGGAAAAUGGCUCCAAGUCUUUUCCUGCCUGUGAUGGAAGAAGGAAACAACAUCUAUAAAGGUGUCUGGAAGAACAGAGAUGAGACAUGGAAUUUCCCCCAGGAAUAUGAUCCACAGUUGAUUAGAGAAGAAAAGCGGAAAGAAGUUCAAGAGGAGAUCAGGUUGCAGGUUGAUGAGCUAAUGAGACAGGAACUGAAAAGUCUGAAAUUAGCAGUGGACAGAGAAAAAUUGAAACAGCAGAUAGUACAAAAAAGUGGAAGAAAGAAAGGAGGGAAAAAAGGUGGAAAGAAAAAGCAUAAAAAGGAAAGAGAUCUGACUCCUGGCAGGACCAUUGAUUCUCUCUUCAAAGAGCUAGUAGAAGAAGGAUUAUUAAUAAAGCCAGAGAAAGUGAAACUCUCUGAUUACAUUGGUGAGUACAGUUAUCUGGGAAGCACUCUUCGUCAGGUAGACAUAGAACCAAUGCCCUCCCUCACAGACGUCAGACAGCUGAUUGCCCUCUAUGGAAUCUUGCCAUUAGGCUCCCAAUCUGUGCAUGAAAAGGCUCCUUGGGUCAAAUCUUUGCUGUUGGCUGGGCCCUCUGGUGUUGGGAAGAAAAUGCUAGUUCAUGCCCUAUGUACCGAAACAGGAGCCAAUCUCUUCAACUUGUCUGCCUCUAACAUUGCUGGAAAAUACCCUGGCAGAAGCGGCCUUCAAAUGAUGCUCCAUAUGGUGUUCAAGGUGGCACGUCAGCUACAGCCUUCAGUGGUCUGGAUUGGAGACACAGAAAAAACCUUCUACAAAAAAGUGCCCAAAGUAGAAAAAGAGAUGGAACCUAAGCGCUUGAAAAAUAAUCUUCCCAAAAUUCUGAAACUUUUGAAGAAAGAGGACCGGGUUCUGGUCGUGGGAACCACCCAACGCCCAUUCGAUGCUGACCUCGGGCCUUUCUGCAAGGUUUACCAAAAAAUUAUUUUGAUUCCCAGACCAGACUACGCUUCCAGAUUUGUUUUAUGGAGAGAAAUCAUUGAACAGAAUAGAGGAAUCAUCACCAACGCACUGAACAUAAGCUGCCUAGCCAAGGUUACUGAUGGUUUUACCCAGGGACACAUCAUCCAGGUGGUGAAAAACGUACUCAGCGACCAUCGCAUCAGGCAGCAGAAACACAAACCACUGACGGCCGUUGAGUUUAUUGCACCCCUGGCCAGCCUAGACCCUGUGUUCAAGGAGGAAGAAGAACACUUUAAGGCCUGGUAUGCCAAGACUCCUCUGGGGAAGAGACGAGCCAGAGCCCUGGAGGAAUGGGAAAAAGGAGAAAAGGGAAAAGAAAAAGGAAAGAAAAAGGGCAAAGGGGGAGCAGAGAAAAGAGAAAAGAAAGGAAAAAAGAAGUAAUUCCUUGCCCGAACAUCUCCAGAGAAGCUCUCAGCAACAAAUAUGCCCCAUUUUGGUCAGAGGCAACAGUGCCCUGGUGAGAAGAAAGCCAACAAAUGUCAGUCUGCAAAGAGACCUUCAAAAGCAUCUCAUCUGUAAUGUGACACUAACCUGCCAUGACUUUUGGAUAUUGAUUUGUGAAUUCAAUAGUUCAUAGGAUUUGUAGGGCUUUUAAGUUUUUCAAGUAUUCUACAAUAUAGUAACUUUCACUAAUCUUCAUAAAAUUUUUAGGUACCCAACUCAUUUCACAUUGUUACAGACUUCCUCCACUCAAUAUUUGGUUUGUCGGCUAGCCUAGUUAUUAGAAAGUUUUACAAAUGUAUGGUAAGGAUAUGCAUAUCAUUCUCUCUUCAUUAGACAUUUGCUAAUUUGUGUACAAAUGGUUCUA